Molecule: messenger RNA, 753 nt
Organism: Pistacia vera
Lineage: Eukaryota; Viridiplantae; Streptophyta; Magnoliopsida; Sapindales; Anacardiaceae
Exons: 3
Coding region: 1-753 (250 amino acids)
Molecular function (GO): nucleic acid binding
Source: RefSeq, a predicted model, not a curated record
AUGGAUUUUAUUGUUGGCCUUCCAAGAGUACAAAAAGGGUAUAAUGUGCUAUGGGUGAUUGUGGAUAGACGUACUAAGUCAGCGUGCUUCAUACCAGUGAAGGAUACAACUACUUCAAAUCAGUUGGGUCAGAUUUAUGUAAAAGAAAAUGUGAGGUUGCAUAGUGUGCCCAAGACAAUAGUGUCAGACAGAGAUUCAAGAUUUGUUUUAGCCUUCUGGCAUGGGUUUACAAAAAGCACUAGGUACAAGGCUACUAUCCAGAUGGCACCAUAUGAAGCUCUAUGUGGAAGAAAGUACAAAUCAACUUUGUAUUGGGAUGAAGUAAGAGAGAAUGAGUCUUUGGCUCAAGCAUUAGGACCAGAGAUGACUCAAAAGAUGAUUGAAGAUAUCAGAAAAGGAAAGCUUGCUCCACGAUACAUUGGUCAUUUUGAAGUGCUAGAAAGGAUUGGAAAAGUAGCUUACAGACUUGCAUUACCACCGAGCAUGGAACAAGUGCAUAAUAUUUUUCAUGUGCCAUUGUUACGCAAGUACAUAAAUGAUCCUUCUCAUGUAUUACGAGCAGAGGAAGUGAAACUGAAGGAGAAUUUGAUUUAUGAUGAGUGUCUAAUCCAAAUAUUGGAUAGAAAGAUUAAAGAGCUCCGGAAUAAAAGUAUUCCACUCGCCAAAGUUCUUUGGAGAAAUCACAAGGUUGAGGAAGCUACUUGGGAAGUGGAGCAAGACAUGAGAGACCACUAUCCAGAGUUAUUUGCUUAA